AUGCAAGAGGACACCGUUAAGAUGACAAACACUAUACCAAGGCUUAAGUAUUUGGGUAUGGCAGUAGAAGACUCUUUUAUGGUUCAGUUUAUUGUGAACUCAUUACCUUUCGAGUAUGGUGCUUUCCAGAUUAACUAUAACACUAUGAAAGAUAAGUGGGGUGUUAAUGAAUUGAUUAGAAAGCUAAUUCAGGAGGAGAACCGAAUAAAGAAUUUUAAGAUUCAUUAUGUCAACUUAGUUCAUGGAGCAGGAAAAACAUUGAAGCCAAAGGCCAAGAACUUUAAGAAAAAAGGAACCUACUAA
This is a messenger RNA of Vicia faba (fava bean), 303 nucleotides long. Lineage: Eukaryota; Viridiplantae; Streptophyta; Magnoliopsida; Fabales; Fabaceae. The record is from the annotation of a GenBank genome assembly.